ACGAUAAAUUGUCGGUUAUACAUUCAAAUAAUUUAAUUAAUUGUUACAAUAUUACAAUUAAUUUUUCAUGUGUGUGUGAGUUUAAUUAUUGAAUAAUUCGUUUUUCCGAUCGUUAUAUUAUUUUAUAUCAAAUUAAAAGUUGAAUGGAUAAAUCUUCAGAGUUGGAUGAUAAUGGUGUGAAGUUAAUUAAUCACGUACAAGUAUGUACAUCAUUGCAAUAUAUAAAAUGUAUAGUAGUCCCGGCGAAAAAGUCGUCCUCCCACUACCAUUAGUUAGCACGUAUUUCCUAUACCCCCACUAUUCAUUUUAAGACGACAUUUUCGCCGGGACUAUUAUAUACUCAACGUUUUUUUUUUUUUAAUAUAUUUACAAGAGGCUGAUUUCACGGUUCAGUUGUUAAUUUUACGUGGGAUCUCUCGUAACAAAGCCAGCAUUUCGUCUUGUUUAUUAUUGAAAACAUUUAAAACUAACAGCAAGUGGAAUAGUUGGGAUUGAUAUCUAUUUAAAUAUAACAAUAAAAUAAUUAAGAUUUUAAAAUUAUUUAUUGUGUUGAAAGUGUAAUAAAUAUUUAAUAUGGAAAGAGGUUAUACGAUGUCUGAUGAAUAUAGAAUUGUUUACGAAUGGAAGAUUGAUAAAAAUAGAUCGUUUUAUUGAUGAUUUCGAGAGUAACGCUGAAUUUAUUCUUACGUCGCCGAAAUUCUCAACAGGAGCCAAAAUUAAUGAUGAAUGACACAUUCGUUUAAAUUUAUUUCAUGAGUUCAUAUCGUCGUGGUUUGAUCCUAAGUCGAAAGGGGUCUUCGCUUUGUGUCCUUUGAAUAGAACUAUUAAGAUGAACAUCAAAUGUUCAUGUUGGAUUUUAAAUAACGAAAAAAUUACAGUAUUUAAAAGAGAAGGAAAACGUUAUCAGUUAAACGAUCCAAUGAAUAUUUUGGAAAUGAACGCAAAUAAUUUAGUCGAAAGGAAAGAUGCAUACUUUCCCAAUAAUACUUUAACAUUUUGCCUUGAUCUUACUGUGUAUGAUACUCCUGUUUCAACUUCCACAAAACUUGAAUUAAAUAUUCCAAAAUGUCAAAUGUCCCACGAUUACUCAGAACUUUACAACACUAAGAUGGGAAGUGAUGUUAUCAUAAACGUGCGUAACACAGAAUUCCGAGCUCACAAAACUAUUCUGAUGGCACGAAGUCCUGUUCUCGCUGCAAUGUUCUCUCAUAAUAUGAUUGAGAAAAAAGAAAGUAAAAUAUCAAUACCAGACAUUGCUCCAGUGAUCUUCGAAAAGGUCUUAAAGUAUAUCUACACUGAUGAAGUAACUGGUCUGGAUGCGGAUGCUGAGCGUUUAUUAGAAGCCGCAGACAAAUAUCAGCUACGGUCACUUAAAGAAAUCUGCCAAGAAUCACUUAGUAAAACUUUAACUGUUGAAAAUGCAUUAAAAAUAAUGACUUUAGCUAAUCGUCACAGCGCCGAACAUCUAUUGGAAUUCACAAAUAAGUUUAUGGCAUCAAAUAUCAAAAAGAUUAUCGAGACUCAAAACUUCAAAGAGUUUAAAAAAUCAAAUCCUCCUUUAGCAUUAGAAUUAUUAGAAAAAUUUGCUUUCUCCAACUAGUGAAAUUAACUGACAAUUGAUCAUUGACAAACGAGCAAGUUGAUCAACAAAAAUAAUCGAAACACAGUACAAUAACUUGGUGCUCAACAAUAUUCCAUAAUUUAAAUUCUAUAUAAUCAUUAUUCAAUUACUUUAAACAUAAUCAUUUAUUAUUAAAAGUCUUAUAUGUUCUACUCAGUUAUCAUUUUAAUUUUUACUUAUUUUUAUUAUUUAAAUGUUUGUAUUUUUCUAACUAAAAAUAUUAAUGUAAUCCCAUAAAAUGUAAUAAAGUUUUUCUUAU
Microplitis mediator is the source of this 1880-nucleotide messenger RNA. Its product is annotated as speckle-type POZ protein B-like. Lineage: Eukaryota; Metazoa; Arthropoda; Insecta; Hymenoptera; Braconidae. Gene Ontology annotation, molecular function: ubiquitin protein ligase binding. The transcript is spliced from 2 exons. Bases 830 to 1600 code for a protein of 256 amino acids. Gene Ontology annotation, cellular component: nucleus; cytoplasm. The record is from RefSeq and is a predicted model, not a curated record. Gene Ontology annotation, biological process: regulation of proteolysis; proteasome-mediated ubiquitin-dependent protein catabolic process.